Messenger RNA from Protopolystoma xenopodis, 201 nucleotides. Lineage: Eukaryota; Metazoa; Platyhelminthes; Monogenea; Polystomatidea; Polystomatidae. The record is from the annotation of a GenBank genome assembly.
CUGCCUUUCAUGUGGUUGGCCGAGAGCCUGUUUCGACAUGCUGCAUGUCCGUCGUGGUCAUUAACGUCGGUACCACCGGCUGACCGGUUCCGUACGGCUUCUUGUCCAUCUGGCCGGACUGGAGCACGAAAGAAAUCGGUCUCUCACCUCAUGCCCUCCUCGGAGCUGGACGUGAUUGCGAGGCUAGUUCGACCUGUCUGA